Messenger RNA from Coprinopsis cinerea okayama7#130, 1351 nucleotides. RefSeq lists its product as hypothetical. The record is from RefSeq and is a predicted model, not a curated record. The transcript has 6 exons. The coding region runs from base 158 to 1351 and encodes 397 amino acids. Lineage: Eukaryota; Fungi; Basidiomycota; Agaricomycetes; Agaricales; Psathyrellaceae.
AUUCGACUCUUGUAACUCUGGAACUUGUCGACAUCGAGCCAACGGCCAAUUGAGAAAGCGCGAAGAGCCCUCGACGAAGCAGCUCAAAAAGGAAGGUGGGCCCAGCAUAUUUAUCUGAGUGCAUCUCCGCCUGGAGACCCCUUUACAUCCAACAACCAUGAACCAAUAUCCAGGAUAUGGCUACUAUGGCCAGCCAAUGCAUCACCAGCAAUACCCCCACCAGCCAGGGCCAAUGCAAAUGCAACCAGGCAUCCAGCCAGGGCCUCAUGGCUAUCCCCCAUUCUAUCCGCCCCAUCCCUCCCAACAGAUUCCUCCAGGCCAGGGUCCCAUGCCCGUGCCAAGCUACGAUGCAGAGGCCUACACGAAUCCUCAGAGUAUACCUUCAUCUUCCAACCACCUCAGGAAGAGCAAACGUGCCUCGGCUCCUGCAGCUAGUGCGUCACAACCCCAGCCACUGAAAUCGGCGAUGAAGCAACCGAAAGUGACCGCAACGCCUGUAGUCAGUUCUAUGGAGUUCCCUCAAGCGGCGUACAGUGGCUACCCUCUGACAAGACCGAGAACAAACUCGGUGGGGCAUCACAACGGCGAUGCCAGACGGCGAGCCAACUCGAACGCUCCUUCAUAUCACGACCAUAGUGGGAUAGAUCCACCUUUCCAGGCUGUACAUAUGUUCAUCUCGUUCCAUGGCCAGAAUGAGAUACGGCUUGAGAAUGUUACGGAACUAGCCAUGAAGGAGCUCCGAGAGAAGAUCUGGUGUCUCUGGCCAGAUGGUGCAGACGCGCAGAUGCUAAGUCCUGACGAAUGUGUCGUCAGGUUCCGGAAUCAACCAUGGGACAUCUCCGGUCCAAACUAUUUGACUGCUAUUCGAAUGCUUCAAGAACUUUUUACAUUGUGUUGUCGCAGGGGAUACGUAUUCCAGACCGCGAUUAACACAGGUCAUCAGCAAGUCCCUCGGUUAAUAUUCCAGGUUGAGAACCCCGAUCUUAGCAGCCAGUUCUUUUUGGCGUAUUUCUCGUCCAGUGGACGGCGGUUAACGAUUAUUAACGCACCCAGCAAUGUUGAGCUCGGGCUAAACGCUCAGCUCAAAGCGGCAUUGCCUCGGAAGAUCGACACCCAGCCAGUCAUGCACCCUGGCUCCACUGACAAUAUCCGAUACUACGAAAUUAAACGAGGUGUCAAUCCGUCAGUUGAAGUGGCUCCUAGCGUCUUCCUGGCUCAUAUUCUCAAAAUCCUCACUACUCUCGGCUUCGAACUGAAUUUCUCCAUCGCCCUACAAAAGCGACAGUCCCUUGGACUCCGUUCUACAACUCAAGAAGUCCUCGUCUUCAAAGGUGCUCCGAUUUCUGGCUGA